Messenger RNA from Dermacentor albipictus, 2585 nucleotides. Its product is annotated as neprilysin-1-like. Gene Ontology annotation, cellular component: plasma membrane. Gene Ontology annotation, biological process: protein processing. The record is from RefSeq and is a predicted model, not a curated record. Gene Ontology annotation, molecular function: metalloendopeptidase activity. Lineage: Eukaryota; Metazoa; Arthropoda; Arachnida; Ixodida; Ixodidae.
GGAAACGCCGCCGCGGUGGCUCAAUUGGUAGAGCAUCGCACGCGACAUGCGAAGGUUGUGGGUUCGGUUCCCACCUGCGAGUCGCGGACAUGUGUGCCGGCGAAGCUGCAUUUGUGCAGGAAGGAGAUGGAGGCAGCCCCGACGCCGUGCCGCCCGAAGCGACUGUGUUCGGACUGCCCGUAAGGCGACUGCAGGCUUCCGCCACCAUAGUGCUCAUCGCCAGCGUGGGCAUAGCGGCUUUCUUUUACUUCCAACCGAAGCACGAGCGAUCCAGGGAGGCGAUCCGCCACAAGGAAUGCGACACCGAGGGAUGUCGGAAGCUGCGACUGUUCCUAGAGUCCACUGUGAACAGGUCCGCCGACCCGUGCCGCGACUUCUUCAGUUUCACCUGCGCAGCGCCACUGAAGAAGGAGAGGAUGUCGCAGAUGAGCGACGACGCGCGCGCCAAGGUCAUGGCCAUGGUGGCCGCUGCAGACGUUCCCGACAGAGGCCAGAGCGCUUUCGAAAAGGCCGUGGCCAUGUACCGGGCGUGCGUGUCGCUCUACUCCCAAAACCGGUCGGAAGCCGAGGAUCUGCGCGGCUUCCUUUUCGGGCUCGGGCUCAACAUCGCGGAGGCGGAUCCCUCGCGCGACCCGCUAGACGCCAUGGUUCAGCUCAGCCUGGCCUGGAAUAUACCGGCCAUAGUGUCUAUCAGUGAGGUCGCUGGCUCCAGGCUCGACUACCCGCACGAGAUGACUUUUAGUGAGGUAGAAAGCGACUGGUACCAGGAGCGUCAAGGACGUGUCAUCAACAAUACGUACGAGAGCCUCGUCGAGAAGCAUCUGCGAUUUCUCUUGCCCAAUGAAGAUUUGUCCUCUAUUGAAGCGAUUAAAGAAAACGUCACCAGGACAGAAGCCAAAGUUGUGAACUAUCUCUUGGACGAGUUUAAAGCAGCAAAUGACCAGCAAGUUUCCCAAUACCUUAUUCGCGUUAUAGAGGUGCCCAAAUAUCUCAACAACGUCGUAACAACUGACCAAUGGACAUCUAUGGUCGAACGCCACAGCGAAAACGCCUACCGCAUGGAUGACCAGUUGGUCCUCGAGCCACUGGGAGGCAUGCUGACGGUAUUCCUGCUCACCGAACUGGAGAGCAUCGACGUGGUGCGCCUGAUUUCGUGGAGCGCGCUGCGCCAGCUCGUCCCCUACGCCGACGGCACGACUCACGGGGGGACGCUUGAUAAAAUACGCAGCUCAUGUUACGACGACGUCGCCGACGUGCUUGAGGCGGGGCUCACGUCCAAGUACAUCUACAAGGUGGUGACACCUGACGUGCUUCGAGAGGCGAUGUACAUGGGUUUCCAUGUGCACCAAAUUAUAAAGGAAACCGUCGCCGGUUCGAGCUGGUUCUCGUCUGACGCCAAGGAUGUUGCCCGGAAGAAGGUGGAAGCGCUGAGACUGAUCAUAGCGUUCCCACUCAACUUGACACGCCUCGCAGCGCUGGAGCGCCUUUACGCCGAUCUGCCGGACGUGGCCUUAACAGACACCUUCGGAAUCAACCAGGGCGCUCGCGGCACCGGUAGGAGCUUCGUCCUGUCGUGGUUGAACGGGAGUCGGUUUGAGCGGCGCGUUCAAAUCCGGAACCCGACUGAGAUAUUCUUCCCAUUGGGCACGGUGAACGCGCAGCACACCUACGCCACCGACACCGUCAACCUGGCGGGCGCCUUACUGGAGCCAGUGAUCUACUACCACGGUGCACUGGCCGGGUACAACUACGGAGGCUUUGGGCAGUUAAUGGGCCACGAAAUAAUGCACGGCUUCGACGUGACCGGAAGAGUGACCGAUGAGAAGGGGCUGUCAAAGAACUGGUGGCCCGAGGAGGCGACGAAAAAAUACACAGAACAGACGUUGUGCCUGCGCUCUAUCCAUCGACAGGCGCUCAAGAAACGCGCGAUGGCGCUGGAUCCGAAGAUGGACUCGGAAGACCUGGCCGACGUCAUGGGCACGCGUGUGGCCUUCGACGCCUUUCGGAAGCUCACCGCGGCGCCCCACUCUUCCUCGAGCGCGGCUCAGGACGAAGGGGCCAUCGGGACCCGAGUGGCGGGCUUCACGGAACUCCAACUCUUCUUUCUGGGCCACUGCGCCAAGAUGUGCGACCCUAAGGUGCCACCCCGCGAGCGGGACCAGAGCGAGACGUACUCUCCGAACUGGUCCCGGUGCGUGGUGCCUCUGAUGAACAUGCCGGAGUUCGGCGACGCCUUCCAGUGCAAGAGUGGCAGUUUUAUGAACCCCGAGCAUAAGUGCAAGUUCUGGUAGCAAGCUCUAGCCGGCGAACUGGGAUGCGCUCCCCUCUAUCGCCGUCUCCAUAAGUUGACUUCCUUGUGUCAUGACGUGCGCUGUAAUUUUGAGCUCGUUCUGCAGCGCUCAAGUGCUUUAAUUUAUAAGGCGCACAAGUGAAAUUGACACCUCCCGACUCGACAGUGUGAUUGGUUGAUGCCCGCACACGUUAUCGAUUGCCGCAGAAAUUUUCUAGUCAUGCUUUAUUGUAUUUUUAUGGAAAACUAUAUGGCAGCAUCACAAAUAAAGCUAUACCUUAAACGAGUCGGCAAA